CCACACCACACGCCCACCAACGCCCUCCACCCCCCCCCGGGCCUCCCUCUCUACCUACCAACCAACUCGUGCUUGACCCACACACCACUCUGCCAUCUUUACGUCCCAUGGCAGAGGAAAAGUCACGCCGGCCAGCGGCGUCGUUGCUGAAGCAGCAGAAGCUCCCUGCGUGGCAGCCUGUUCUUACGCCGCGGGUGGUCAUCAUCGGCUUCCUCGCCGUUGGCCUGCUCUUUGUCCCGCUCGGUAUUGCCUUCCUUGCGGCAGCCAACUCGGUGAAGCAGGUUGAGGUGGACUACACGCAGUGCAAUCCGGCGACGGCGCCGAAUGGCAUUCAGAACUGUACCGUCUCGGUCGCACUGCCCGAGAUGAAGGCGCCGGUCUACGUUUACUACCAGCUCACCAACUACUAUCAGAACCAUCGCCGGUAUGUCAAGUCGCGCAACGAUGCGCAGCUCCGCGGUGAUCCGCCCAAGAAGUGGAGCUCACUGGAGGACUGCCUCCCGCGCAUCGCCGUCAACGACGACAGCUCGGAGAACAACCCGUCCGAGUGGUUCCUCCCAUGUGGACUCAUUGCCUGGUCGCGGUUCAACGACACGUUUGAGCUGACUCCGUCGGGCUCGUCGACUCCGCUGCCGUGGGUCAAGGAUGGCAUUGCGUGGUACUCUGACGUGAAGGAGAAGUUCCGCAACCCGCCGCCGACCGCACCCGGCCGCCGCCUCGAUCCGCCGGUCGACUUUGUUGACCAGGACUUUAUUGUGUGGAUGCGGACCGCCGGCCUCCCGUCGUUCCGCAAGCUCUACCGCAUCAUUCCCAACGACAUCCCUGCAGGGCUCUACACCUUUUCCAUCCAGUCCAGGUUCCACGUCCUGCCCUUUGGCGGAACCAAGGGCCUCGUCGUCUCCACCGCCUCGUGGAUGGGUGGCAAGAACACCUUCCUCGGCACGGCCUACAUUGUUGUCGGCAUUCUCUGCCUGCUCAUCGGCGUCGCUUUCCUUGCUGCACAGACUCUUUUCCCGCGCAAGCUCACUGGCGACUUUUACACCCUCUCCGAGUAAACUCCCUGCUCUCUGCUA
Molecule: messenger RNA, 1073 nt
Organism: Thecamonas trahens ATCC 50062
Lineage: Eukaryota; Apusomonadida; Apusomonadidae
Product: Ala-interacting subunit 5
Exons: 2
Coding region: 108-1055 (315 amino acids)
Cellular component (GO): endoplasmic reticulum; Golgi apparatus; plasma membrane
Source: RefSeq, a predicted model, not a curated record